AUAUUUAUCGAUUCUCAUUGUUUCGGUUGUGCACAAAGGGGUGGCCAUUUCGGAAAUGUCAACACUGUCAACUGUCAAAUUGGUCACGUUCAUGUCGCUUCGGUUGCUUUGCUUUGUGGCUUGGACUUCCAUAAUGAAGAACGAAACAACUAAAAUCAAUAAUAAUGCGUCCGCCAUUGUAUAGUCAGUGUCAUAUUUUUUCAGUAUUAUACUAUAAAGUUAUUGAAUAAAAUGCAACGAUCCGGCUUUAGAUACAUCGAAUUACUUUCUGUCCAAUAGUCACAAUGGAUACUUUUUGUAAAGUGAUAACUGUGCUGCUUUAUAUCGUAAACUCCGUGCACCCUUACUGCGGCCCAUACAAUGGCCAAAUAUGCAAAAAAUAUACAACCGGUUACGUGUGGUAUAACUAUACGGGUGGUCUGGAGAAUGAAAAGAUUACGACUGGGCUAUGGAGAGAAAUGAUAUCAACUCUUAGGGAGCCGUGCCGCACCCGCGCCGAGAAGCUCCUCUGUGCCUACGCAUUCCCUAAGUGCAUCAACAAGGACGGUGUCGGCGACUUCGCGCUUCCUCUGUGCUACGAAGACUGCAUCGCCGUCAAAAUGCAGUUCUGUUACAACGACUGGAUCGUUUUUGAAGAGCAAAAACGCCGAGGCGUUUACUUUGAGUCUAGAGGUCACUUCCGAUUUCCCGAAUGCGAGAACCUACCUCAGUUUACAGGGAAAGGUUCACAAGUGACUUGUAAUUUUGUGGGGAUAACUAACAUGGACUAUAGUGAAGUGACCACGAGCUGCGUGCGGGGCAACGGGCGCUACUAUCAGGGCACAGUGAACGUCACUGAGAGUGGCAAGGCCUGCCAGGCCUGGGAAUCUCAGCACCCCCACCAACAUACAAGACCUCCACUUGUGUUCCCAGAAGUUCAGAAUUCAAGCAACUACUGUAGAAAUGCUGGAGGCGAGGAGCGUGGGCCGUGGUGCUACACUAUGGAUCCUGAGGUUCGGUGGGAACUCUGUGACAUACCACUUUGUGCCAAUUCCACGUUACAAGAAGACAAUAUAAUAGGACCAAAUAUAGAGAUGGAAAACUAUUUUACCCCUACGUUUGUGUUAUUGUUGUCAGUUGGUGGCCUCGGUUGCGUUUUAGGGAUUGCAUCUAUUGCUCUCUUGUGCCAUUACUUUUUGAAAAAUCAUUACUCAAAGUGCACCAUGCCUAGCCGCAGAAAUGGUCCAAACAUGGAUAUUGAUCUUGACAAACUCCCCAGCAAUCUGGCUUAUCACACCACUGGGGCUCAGCUAAACCCAAAGCUGGAAAAACUGGAGUUCCCAAGAAACAAUAUCAUUUAUAUCCGUGACUUAGGCCAAGGUGCUUUUGGCAGAGUAUUUCAAGCAAGAGCCCCCGGGCUGGUCCCGGAAGAAGAGUUUACCUUGGUUGCUGUCAAGAUGCUUAAAGAUGAAGCCUCACAUGACUUGCAACUAGACUUUGAGAGAGAAGCUUGUCUACUGGCCGACUUUGACCAUCCCAAUAUUGUGAAGUUGUUGGGUGUCUGUGCUAUAGGCCGACCCAUGUGCUUGCUGUUUGAGUUUAUGGGGAAAGGUGACUUAAAUGAAUACCUAAGGGCCUGCAGCACUGCCACUAACUACCCACCAAUGUCAGAACAUAGGGAAGACCUAAGGUUACUGGCAACACCACUGGGCCACUUAGACUUGUUGCAUAUUGCGAGACAGAUUGCCUCCGGGAUGGUCUACCUAUCUGAUCGCAAGUUUGUUCACCGAGACCUUGCCACCAGGAACUGUUUAAUCAAUGAUGACAUGGUAGUGAAGAUUGCAGAUUUUGGUCUUUCACAUAAAAUAUAUUUACAAGAUUAUUACAAGGGAGAUGAGCAUGAUGCUAUCCCAGUGAGAUGGAUGCCUUUAGAAAGCAUAUUGUACAAUAAGUAUACAUUAGAAUCCGACGUGUGGGCCUAUGGUGUUUGUCUGUGGGAGAUAUUUUCUUUUGCCCUACAACCUUACUUCGGAAUGACCCACGAGGAAGUGGUUAGGUUCCUGAAGGACGGGAAUGUCCUGGCGUGUCCAGACAACACCCCACGCUGUGUGUAUGAUCUCAUGCGUCAGUGCUGGAGCACGCACCCUACUGACCGACCCAACUUCAGACUGAUUUAUCAAACGUUAGAUAACAUACAAAUGAUUCUUGAACGAACUCAUUCUGACUAAUUUACAGUGUUCUGUGUAUCAAUUAAUAUGUAAGGACUGAGUUUGUACUUCAUUAUUUACUGUGUAAAGGACUCUUGCCCAUAGUUGUAAAUAGGUAUCUACUUGUAUUUUACGUACAUCAUUACAUUAAGUAAGUUAAAUUCGGUAACUAUUUAUUGUUUGUGUCAAUUUCUAUUAUAAGUAGUAAUUGUAAUUAUUAGCCAUCCUACCAACAACUAUGUGUUGAUCUCUUGCAUUUAUUUAAGUUUGGGUUUGAGUGGUUGUAUUGGGAUUUUGUUGUAACUAUCCUUGGGUUACAAAUAGAAUCAUUAGGUAAUCAACUAAUCACAAUUGUAAACUGUUCGAAUUUUUAUUGGAAUAUUUCUUAUUGAUUGAUUGUUCUCUACUUUUUAUUUAUAACUAAGUCUCUUCUCUUAUUGGAAUUAAUUAGACUUACAAUUUAAUAAUUUAUACACUUAGAUUUGUCUCUUGUGAAAUCCAAUUGUUCAGUAAUGUAGAGAAUGGAUAAGUACAGACUUUUAUAUUAUGUGAUGUGACCAGGCACUAUUUGUUAAAGUAAUAUUGCCAACCUACCUCUUUGAAAAUUCUCGAUCAUGCUAAAAUAUUUUUGUAAGCAGCUAUUUUGCUAAUGUUACCCAUACUGACCUGUACCUAUUAUGUUUGUUGUUGUAUACGUUAUAAGUAGCUAGUGGUCGAAUUCAAAUACUUAAACCAAUUUGUGUAUGAAUUUUAUUUUGAAAUAUAAUGAGAAAUGUAGCCUUCCAUUUCAUAUAAUUAAAAAAAGUACAACCAGUGAUGAGACACAAUUCUCCUUUUGUAAACAGACCAUCAUUAUUAUUUUUUUCUUUGUAUCUUUAUCAUUAAUUCAUUAUAUACAGGUAUAAGGAUUAAAUGUCAUAAUCGUAUAUUGCCAACAUAGCUUGGUAUGACUAGAAAACCAAGUAUUUCAAAAAUUACUGAUUUCAAUGAAUGAACAUUUUAAUUAGGGAGCCAUUUGUAUUUAAAAAGUCACUGCCAAAUUUUAAAAGACUUUUUGUACAAAAUAUAAUUUAAUUUAAGACUGUAACUUGAAGACAAACUGCUGUUUUGGAUUAUAUUUUUGUUUUGAUGUUAUGUUAUGUACCUGCUCGGUACGUAUUCGUAAACUUUACAAGACUAUUUUAUUUAUAAAUUAUUUUAGGUUAAUUUCGUUGUUACAAUGAAAUAAAUGUAACGAAAUCAAAA
Molecule: messenger RNA, 3431 nt
Organism: Leguminivora glycinivorella
Lineage: Eukaryota; Metazoa; Arthropoda; Insecta; Lepidoptera; Tortricidae
Gene: Nrk
Product: tyrosine-protein kinase transmembrane receptor Ror2
Exons: 1
Coding region: 285-2207 (640 amino acids)
Biological process (GO): cell surface receptor protein tyrosine kinase signaling pathway; positive regulation of kinase activity; multicellular organism development
Cellular component (GO): signaling receptor complex
Molecular function (GO): transmembrane receptor protein tyrosine kinase activity; ATP binding; protein binding
Source: RefSeq, a predicted model, not a curated record